Molecule: messenger RNA, 156 nt
Organism: Funneliformis geosporum
Lineage: Eukaryota; Fungi; Glomeromycota; Glomeromycetes; Glomerales; Glomeraceae
Source: the annotation of a GenBank genome assembly
UAUUCCUAUUUAUUUUUACGUCAUAAAAAAACUAAAUGUUGGAUUAAUGGCGAGUCUACUAAGUCUAUAUCAAAUUAUUAUCGAGUCAACGAAGAGUCUAUGUUAAGUCAUAGUCUAGAUGAUGUAGUGUCUACAUUGGGUUAUAAUCGAAUUAAA